Trichosurus vulpecula (common brushtail) is the source of this 1083-nucleotide messenger RNA. It is a transcript of the gene HAPLN3, whose product is annotated as hyaluronan and proteoglycan link protein 3. The coding region runs from base 1 to 1083 and encodes 360 amino acids. The transcript has 4 exons. The record is from RefSeq and is a predicted model, not a curated record. Gene Ontology annotation, molecular function: hyaluronic acid binding. Lineage: Eukaryota; Metazoa; Chordata; Mammalia; Diprotodontia; Phalangeridae. Gene Ontology annotation, biological process: cell adhesion.
AUGCUGCUGGUGCUGCUGAUUGUGUUCCUGCUGCCCUCUGGCUGUCCUGGACUCCCUUUCUACAAUGGUUUCUACUAUGGAAAUGUCAUGAAUGACAGGAGCCACAGAAAUGGCAAUGGAGAAGGUUUCUUCAAUGGGGUGAAGUUGGUGGUAGAGACACCCGAGGAUCCCUUGUUCACUCACCGAGGUGCCAAUGUGACCCUGCCCUGCCGCUACCACUACGAACCGGCACUGACAUCCUCUCGUCCUGUCCGGAUCAAGUGGUGGAAACUGGGGGAGAAUGGGGCCCCCGAACGGGAUGUGCUGGUGGCCAUUGGGCUGAGGCACCGAAGCUUUGGGGAGUUCCGGGGUCGUGUUCAUCUUUUACAAGAGAAGGAGCAGGAUGUCUCCCUGGUGAUCCGUGACCUGCGCCUACGGGACUAUGGACGCUAUCGAUGCGAGGUCAUUGAUGGGCUGGAAGAUGAGAGUGGUGUGGUGGAGCUGGAACUAAGGGGUGUGGUGUUUCCCUACCAGCCUCCCCAUGGUCGCUAUCAGCUCAACUUCCAUGAGGCACAGCUGGCCUGUGAGAAACAAGACGCUGUGCUAGCCUCCUUUGAGCAGCUCUUCAGGGCCUGGGAAGAAGGACUGGAUUGGUGCAAUGCAGGCUGGCUGCUGGAUGGGACUGUGCAGUAUCCCAUCACCCUGCCUCGGCAGCCUUGCGGGGGGCAUGGCCUAGCACCCGGGAUCCGCAGCUACGGGGAGCGUCACAAGAGGCUACACCGCUAUGAUGUCUUCUGCUUCUCUUCCUCUGUGACAGGACGGGUAUAUUAUUUAGAGCACCCAGAGAAGAUGACGCUGGCUGAGGCAGAAGAGGCCUGUCAGGAGGAUGGGGCCCACAUUGCCAAGGUGGGGCAGCUCUUUGCGGCUUGGAAGUUCUACGGCCUGGACCGUUGUGACGCAGGCUGGCUGGCUGAUGGCAGCGUCCGCUACCCUGUCACCCGUCCCCGGCCUAACUGUGGAUCCCUCAAUCCUGGUGUGCGAAGCUUUGGCUUCCCUGACAAGGAGAGCCGGAAAUACGGGGUCUAUUGUUACCUACAGAGCUAG